Rana temporaria (common frog) is the source of this 5668-nucleotide messenger RNA. It is a transcript of the gene COL4A2, whose product is annotated as collagen type IV alpha 2 chain. The transcript is spliced from 49 exons. Gene Ontology annotation, cellular component: collagen trimer; basement membrane. NCBI's taxonomy places the organism in Eukaryota, Metazoa, Chordata, Amphibia, Anura, Ranidae. The record is from RefSeq and is a predicted model, not a curated record. Bases 163 to 5379 code for a protein of 1738 amino acids. Gene Ontology annotation, molecular function: extracellular matrix structural constituent.
CACACAGAGGAUCUUCAAUGAGGCUCAAUUCAUCCUGUUUGCCUGUGCAGUGCACAAGUCCUCAGCACACGGACGGUGUACACAUAGGUGACAGCUUAGAGCAGAUCCGGAUACUUUGUACGGUCCGCACUGAUAUGAGAGGCGCACACUGCUGCUGUCAAUAUGGAGACAUCUGAAAACAGGAAGAGAUGCCUGAGGUUUCAUCCAUCAUGGAAGCAGAAUGUUUUGCCAUGGGUUCUGCUGUUGAUUGCGCUGGUAAUGGGGUUUCCAGGAAGUGUUGAUGCUGGUGGAAAGUCUUACACCGGGCCCUGUGGUGGAAGAGACUGCAGUCAAGGGUGUCAGUGUUUUCCGGAGAAGGGCAGUCGGGGACAACCUGGGCAACUUGGUGGACAAGGUCCCCAAGGGCCACAAGGAAUCAUUGGAAUAGCAGGCUUACAAGGACGUAAAGGAGACAAAGGUGAAAGAGGUCAUCCAGGUAUUUCUGGACCGACAGGAGAUAAGGGUCAAAGUGGUGUCACAGGUUUUUCAGGAGCCAAUGGUGUGCCUGGCCAUGUUGGGCAAGGUGGUUCAAGAGGAAAGCCAGGGCAUGAUGGCUGCAAUGGAACAAAAGGUGAUGCUGGUGAGGCCGGCUUUCAAGGCAUAAGAGGACCUUUGGGGCCUUUGGGUAACCCAGGUAUCAAAGGUCAUAAAGGAGAUCCCUUUUAUAUAUCAGAAGACAUGAAGAAAAGAAUAAGAGGUGAACCUGGUGAACCUGGAUUAGCAGGAUACCCAGGUCCAAAUGGUCCUCCAGGUAAAGUGGGAUUCAUCGGUCCAAUGGGUGAACUAGGAUUACCUGGACCAGCGGGACCUCCUGGAUCAGCAGGACCACCAGGCAGCAAAGGGAUUGGAUUUUUUGGACAGAAGGGAGAAAUGGGUGACCCAGGCAAGCCAGGGCCCCCAGGCGUUCCAUGCCAAACACAGGGUGAGCCUGGAACAACAGGACCCACGGGUGCACCGUGCCACUUAGAGCAAGUUAAGCCUUCUGAUACUUCCAUAAUAGAUUAUUUGGCUGAAAAGGGUGAAAAAGGAGAGAGGGGGGACUAUGGAGCACCAGGUGAAGGCGUUUCAUCAGGAGAGCUUGGAGAAGAAGGUAUCAUGGGCUUCCCUGGAACAAGGGGACCUUCUGGAAAUGAUGGUGCACCUGGAGAAAAAGGAGAAAAUGGAUUGCCUGGACUCAAUGGUAAUCCUGGAAUACCUGGCUUUAAAGGACUUAAGGGAGAAGAAGGUGAAAGAGGUGUUCCUGGGCCACCAACCUAUGCUACAAAUCUUAAAACACAGAAAGGAGAACAAGGAGAUCCAGGAUUUCCUGGUAAUGUUGGUCUUGAUGGAGAAACUGGAGAGAAAGGAAGUCCUGGCCUUCCGGGCUUAAUGGGUUUACCCAGCCCUUUCCCAGGUCCCCCAGGAUUUCCAGGAUUGACAGGUGAAAAGGGUCAAAAAGGAUAUCAAGGAAACUCGGGAUUACCUGCUUUUCAAAAAGGGAGAGAUGGGGAACCAGGAGAGCCUGGCCCAAGAGGACCCAGUGGUUUUCCAGGGUAUCCAGGUGGGCGCAUUGGAAGAAAAGGUGCUAAAGGAUCGCCAGGAAAUGAUGGGUCGGAUGGAUAUCCUGGCUAUGCUGGUUUAAAAGGACUUAAAGGUGAACAGGGAGAUUGCAAAUGUUCAGCUGGUGAUGAAGCUACAAAGGGACCUGCUGGGGAUCCAGGCCCUGUAGGCUUUGCUGGCCUUACUGGCGAAAUUGGUUCUAAAGGUGAAAAAGGGGACAGAGGAGGUCCUGGUCUUCCAGGUGCUCCUGGUAUUAAGGGGCCUGCAGGCUUUAAUGGUCUUCCUGGUCCUGUGGGAGAGAAAGGAGACGGAGUAAUCGCUACCGAAAAAGGUGCAAAAGGUGAGCGAGGAACCCCUGGCACCCAAGGUGCUGAAGGAUUUGAAGGGUUUUCAGGAAAGGACGGAUUAUAUGGUAUUCCUGGCUCCUCAGGUCCUCCUGGUGAUGCUCCAAAAGGACUUCUAGGAGAGCCUGGGUUUGCAGGUUCUCCAGGUCUUGAAGGAGCUCGAGGUGAGCCUGGGUUACCAGGUGUAGGAUUUCCAGGGCCAAAGGGUGCACAUGGGGCUCCUGGACAGCCAGGAAGAAAUGGAUCACCAGGAAUUCCAGGACUUCAAGGUUUACCAGGCGACUGCUUUAAGGAGCCCGGAGAAGACAAUCAAGUAGGCCAAAGACCUGUAUUUCCAGGCCGUGGGUGCACAUUAACUCCACCACCAGCUCCGGCAGGAACAAGAGGUCCUCCAGGAUUACCAGGAUUUAACGGUGUAAGAGGUGUAAAAGGCCAUAUAGGUCAGUCAGGUGCAGAUGGAAUGCAUGGAUUUAAAGGAGUCAGAGGUGACACUGGACCUGAUAGCUUGCCUGGUCCACAAGGAUUCCCAGGUCGAAGAGGAGAUCGUGGUAAGCCUGGAACAUCAGGAUUACCAGGAGAACGUGGUCCAUCAGGAAAUCCGGGCGCACAGGGAUAUCAAGGUACAAAAGGUAUCCCUGGUGAUGUGCUGGGAGCUCCAUCUGGAUCCCGAGGCGACGUUGGCUGGCCUGGCUUUUCAGGCCUGAAAGGUGUACAAGGCGACGCAGGCUUUCCAGGAUUUCAAGGUAUCAAUGGAAGACCUGGGACCCCAGGACUGAAAGGCAUUUCAGGUGAUCCUGGAAUUCCUGGAACUCCUGGAUUACCAGGUCCAUCAGGGAAUGGUGGUUUUCCAGGAAUGCAAGGGAAACCAGGGAAGCCAGGAACAGUGGGCCACUCCGGACUUCCAGGUUCUCCUGGAUCACGAGGUGACGAAGGAGAACAAGGAAACCCAGGACAAGCUUGGAAAAAAGGUGAAGCUGGAGAUGAAGGAGAAUUGGGAAUUGCUGGCAUAAGAGGAAGAAUUGGAGAUCCAGGUUUCCCAGGGUUGACUGGUAUGGGCGGACACCCUGGUGUAAAGGGAGUGAGAGGUUCUUCUGGAAUGGGAGGUUUCGAAGGAAUGAAGGGUGAGAAAGGACGGUCUGCCUUUGAUGGUCCUAAGGGCCAAUAUGGCAAUUUUGGCUUACCAGGAGAAAGAGGAAACCCAGGAGUAUCAGGAAACAAAGGUGAUCGAGGGGAGGAGGGACCACCGGGACCAGAACCAAAAAUGGAGGAAAGUAUGCUAGAGAAGAUGAAGGGCGAAAAAGGAAUUCUAGGUGUUCCUGGAUCUCCUGGAGUUCCUGGGCUAAAUGGAACUAAAGGAAUGCCUGGCCACCCUGGAAAUCCUGGACUAUCUGGUUCACCUGGAAUGCCAAGCUUUGACACAGGGAAUAAAGGAGAUGCUGGACAAAGUGGGUUUCUUGGUUUUCCUGGUUCCCAGGGACCAGUUGGUCCUCCAGGCAUUCGUGGAUUCCCAGGAUUUACAGGUCCUAGAGGUUCAAAAGGCAUGCCCGGUUUAUAUGGAAUUCCUGGUUACAAAGGAGAGUUUGGAGAUAAAGGUCAAACAGGAGACUCUAUGGAUUUACCAGGAGAGAGAGGGAACAAGGGUGUGAUAGGUGACCAUGGGUUUCCUGGACAAAGAGGAAUACAUGGAGAAAAAGGAUUCUCAGGAGAUGCAGGUUUUCCUGGCAUUGAAGGAAUGAGUGGAGAUCCUGGACAACCAGGACAAAAAGGCCAAACAGGUUUACCUGGCUUGUUGGGCAUAUCUGGACCUCAGGGGGAUCCUGGAUUUCCAGGAGUCCAUGGUGAAAAGGGAAAUUCUGGUUUCUCUGGUUUACCGGGUCAACAAGGUUUCCCUGGAUUCAGAGGACGUUCUGGACUUGAUGGCUUGAAGGGUACAAAGGGCCUUCAGGGACCAGCAGGGGUGGAUGUCUUUGGUGUCAGCGGUAUUAAAGGCACUCCUGGGCAAAAAGGUGAUCAGGGAGAACAAAACACUCUAGCUGGACUUCCUGGUAACACAGGUGGAAUAGGUGCCAGGGGAGAGCCAGGUGUACCAGGUGUAACUGGUUUGCCUGGAUUAAUUGGAGUUCGUGGACUUCCAGGUGCAUCAAAUUUGUCCGGAAUCCCAGGAGAUAUUGGGCCCGCGGGGCCUCCUGGACAGCCAGGCCAUCCAGGGCCACAAGGAAGACCAGGUGUGUCCUCUCGACCUGGUGAGAAAGGAGAUCCAGGACCAUUUGGAAUACAAGGAAUUGUUGGUGAGAGAGGAACUCCUGGUGACAGAGGAUUCCAAGGUUUUACUGGCAUUCCUGGUUAUCUUGGGUUAAAAGGUCAGAAAGGUCAACAGGGCAUUAUUGGGGACUUUGGAUUACCUGGAUUUUCAGGAGACACAGGGCCUAAAGGACCAAAAGGUGACAGAGGGUCUACAGGUCUACAGGGUGCUCCUGGAGAGCCAGGAUUACCUCCAGUACCCGUGCGCAUGAAAGUGGACUCAGGUCCUGUUGGUGUGUUUGGAAUUGUUGGUCCACAAGGCAUUCCAGGUGACAUGGGACCUCGGGGUCCUGAAGGUGCUAAAGGUGUUCAUGGUCCACAGGGUAAGGAAGGAGUACCUGGAAUACCUGGAAGGUCUGCUGCCCCUGGUGCUAGAGGAGACCUGGGAUCAAUGGGACAAAGAGGACCUGAAGGAGGUAGAGGAACUUCAGGUGUACCUGGUAGUGCUGGACAUCCAGGGAUGCCAGGAAGAAGUGUGAACAUUGGCUAUCUUCUAGUGAAACACAGCCAGACUGAGCAAGAGCCAAUGUGUCCCGUUGGCAUGGCCAAAUUAUGGAGUGGAUACAGUCUAUUGUAUUUUGAAGGACAGGAGAAAGCACACAAUCAAGACCUAGGUCUCGCUGGAUCUUGCUUGCAGCGCUUCAACACAAUGCCUUUCCUGUACUGCAACCCAGGUGAUGUGUGCUACUACGCCAGCCGUAAUGACAAAUCCUAUUGGCUGUCAACCACUGCUUCUCUUCCAAUGAUGCCUGUGGUUGAAGAUGAAAUCAAGCCUUACAUAAGUCGUUGUACGGUCUGUGAGGCUCCUGCAGUAGCAAUUGCUUUUCACAGCCAAGAUAGCUCCAUCCCGUUCUGUCCAGAUGGCUGGCGAAGCUUGUGGAUUGGAUAUUCAUUUCUUAUGCAUACAGCCGCCGGUGACGAGGGAGGAGGACAGUCCCUUUCUUCUCCUGGUAGCUGCCUGGAAGACUUUAGAGCGACUCCAUUCAUUGAGUGCAAUGGUGCUCGUGGGACUUGCCACUACUUUGCCAACAAGUACAGCUUCUGGCUUACCACCAUUGACAACAACUUCCAUAGCUCUCCGGCUUCAGAUACACUGAAAGCUGGCCUCAUUAGAACUCGUAUCAGUCGCUGUCAAGUUUGCAUGAAAUAUCUGUAAAAUAUAUUUAUCUUUUUUAUGUGAAAAAAUCAAAUUAACAGAAUUAAUAUUGGUGCUAUAUUUUUAACUUAUUACCUCACUAAAUACAAGCUGAUCACACAUUUCUUACUCCUACAUAUAAAGUUAUUUUUUUUUUACUCUUACACUUGUCGCUGGGAUCAAUGUGUCUUCCAGAACGUCCAUUUAGGCCAUAAACAUGUAUAGCUAAUUUUAGCCCAAGCAUAUUUAUAUACAAGGUGUUUUUCAUUUAUAAUAUUACCAGACAAAAUAAAAAAUGAAAACCCAUGUA